This is a messenger RNA of Sungouiella intermedia, 1602 nucleotides long. NCBI's taxonomy places the organism in Eukaryota, Fungi, Ascomycota, Pichiomycetes, Serinales, Metschnikowiaceae. The record is from the annotation of a GenBank genome assembly.
AUGUCUCAAAAUCUCGUCCGGUUACCGUCUAUUACUGAUUUAACCACGCUGUUGAACAAUAAAAGUCCCCAUUUCCAGCCUCCCGUGAAUCAAAUGUGGUUCCAGGGCAAGACGGCUUUUCCCCAGCAGAAUUUUACACCGAGCCCAACCUCUCGACUUUAUCCUUUGCAGCUGGUUCUGCUGGCAGAAACCAUGCAUAAUGCACCAAGAUCCAUGGCUGACAACUUCCGGUUCGUUCAGACGCCUUCAAACCACCGCCAGAAGCGAAAAAAAGCAAGAAUAGAUGUCAACGAUCGUGGAAAUUCUUCUCAUCGUAAUGAUUCUGCGGCCCUGAUUAUUAACGAUCCAACAGUGAACUUCCCCAUCGCGAAUCCCGAACUUCCACCAAAUGUUAUUCCUACUGAGGAGCUUAACAAUCUCAAAACUACUGUUUAUCCAUCAAUUGUGACUAAAAAGUAUACUGCUCUGGCGUUAGAUCCACUGAAAUCACAUCUCGUGGUCUAUGAGUACGCCGUAGGAGCACAUUGGGUUAUUUGGGACCACGAUACUGGGUAUGUCCACUUGACAGGACUUUGGAGAGCUGCUCUUCAGGAAAGAGCACUUCAAAAGAAUUCUGAUGGCAUGCACCAUGUCAAAGCCAACGCCAAGGCCGAUAUUGUUAAGCUUUUAGAGCUGACUCCCAAGUCUCUUCAUCCCUAUAUCAAGAGGGUUCGUGGAGGGUUCUUAAAGAUUCAGGGAACUUGGGUUCCUUUUCACUUGUGCAGAAAAUUAGCCGUUCGAUUCUGUUACUAUAUUCGAUAUAAAUUGGUUCCAAUCUUUGGUGCAGAAUUCCCCAACCAGUGUCUUCGUCCAUCGGAUGCUGGUUUUGGAGAGCUUCGCUUCGACGAAUCCUCUCCUGACCUAUUGCUGCCACAAUCAUCACCUCAUAUUCUGAAUGAAGGUCAAUCACCAAUCAUCCAUCAGCAAUACAAUCAGACUACUCAUCCUGGACAAUCCCAUUAUGGGCAUUUGCGAACAAAUAUUCCAGCGUCUCGAGUUUUACACGGACAUUUACAUCCAUAUGAAAUCGGUGCAAACAGGGCCCAAUUCAGCACCCCGCAAUACCAGGAAAUGGAACAGAAGCAAUUCCCAUUCCAUGGCUACUAUAAUACUAAUCAGAGACAUAGUCUUAGUGGACCUGGACAAUUCCCACCACCUGGGGCUGGUCCCAUCUCCAUUCCAGGUCACAAUUUUAUUGCGGUACUUGAUACACAUCCCAACAUGAGGCCACAUCCACUUCCCACUCCGUUUCAUCAUAGUCUUCCACAGAUUCCGACGGUGCCGAAUUUUACAGUUCCGUAUACUAAUGUUGUUCAAAAGCCGCAGGCUCCGGCUUUGACACCAAAACUAACUGAUGCCCCCGAAGAAGUUGCAAUAACGCAACACCAGCCUAAAGAUAAAACCGAUCUGCCCAAAGAAGAGCAGACAGGGAUGACUUACACUGAUAUGGUAGAUAUUGUGAAUGCGUCUAAGUGUCUUCAGAGCUUGAGCAAGCGAGAGUCUAUGUCGCUGGAGCUGCUGGCCCAUCUGGAUAAGAUGCGCAUCGACCACCUGUUGUCUUAG